AUGAACCCCAACAACUCAUCAUCUUCCGCAUUCCGCCCAUAUCCCGCUCCAACUCCGCAAAUCGCCGGAGCUCGAGAUCAAGGAAUCGCCUAUGUUCGGAACGUCAGAGGUGGACAACAGCGUCGAAUCCAGCCACAAAAUCAUUUCGUUGGACAAAUGAAUCAGCAACAACAGCAAAUCAUUCCCCAACAAUUCGCGGAGCAACAAAGAAUUGCGCAGCAACAAUUUGUUCAGCAACAUCAGCAACACAUGUUGCAAAUUGAACAACAGCAACAACAACUUCGACUUCAACAGCAGCAAAAUGAGAUUUGUUUGCAGCAAACUUUGCAUAAUCAAAGAAUGUUGGAGCAUCAAAUGCAGCAGCAACAAAGACGGCGAUAUCAAAGACAAUUGCCACCGCAAUAUCAAGAAGCGCUUCGUAUGCAGCAGCAACAACAACAAGUUCCUCAACAACAGAAUUUGAAUCCGCCUGUGCCAACAUUUCCAGCAUGGAAUCCACAACCACCGCAACCAGCGUUUCCGAAUUAUCCCGAUAAUGCGAAUAAUGGAGCAGUGGUGAGUUUUUUGAUUUUUUCCAAAAUUUUCGCAACCUCUUCUCGUAUGCAGAAUAACAUUUUGUAAUAAAAAACAUUUAAAAAAUUUUUUCCUAUGCAGAAAAACAAAAGUAGAGACAACGUGGAAUUGAGAGAGUGCAGACAGACAAAUUGAUUUUUCGCACAAAAAAUACAAAAAUCUGUCUGCACUCUCUCAAUUUCACAUUGUCUCCACUCAAAAAUAAUAAAAAAAUAUGUUUUUUUUAUUACAAAAUAUUAUUUUUUAAAUUUUUUCUAUUUUAUAUUUUUGGCAAUAAAACAUAUGCCAACUGUGUUUCAUCUGUUCAAAAAAAAAAUCACAUAUUUUUUGUAGGUUCUUCACAAUCAAAACUUGUAUCCUCCACCGGCUGUUCCAUUUCCAAUGCAUUUUUUGAUGUGGAAUAUGGUGAGUGAUUUUCAAACGGGACCAGAAUUAUCUCUGAUUCUGAUUUCUUUCAGUAUCUCACAAUGAUGUUCUCAAAUACACUUGUGCAACCAAAUCAAUUGACUUUGACACAACAUCCACAUCAACCACAACAACAUCAAGAACAAAAUCAACAACAACAACAACAACAAACAAAUGUUCCACAAAAUGUGACUGUUGAAGUUAUGGUUGAUGAAGAAGAGACAAAAUCAUAUCAAUUGCCGAAAAAACAACCGAGGAAGAGAAAGAAUCAAAGAAUGAAUAAUGGAUGCAAUAAUGAUUAUUUGGUAGGUUUUUUUGAAGAGUUAGGCUAACUAUGAAAAAUUUGAGGAUUAGUAGGUCAAUAUGUAUUAUGUAGAUUGUGAAUUCCGAGAGAAGUACACGGUGUUUAGUGGCUUUGAGGCAUCCCAAGUUUCAAAGACUACAAUGUAGUCUGGAAGACACUGUAGCUCAAACUUUUGAUAUGUCUAACAUUAGGUCUGAACUGAUUAGAGGAAAUCUUUACCAAAAGUUUCUGAAGAAUUUUCAGCCAGGUAAAGUUUUCUACACUAAAAAAAUUAAUUUUUAGUUUUUCUGGUGCAAAAUUGUAAAUUGUUCUAGUCUUGAAAAAUUCUGAUUUCCCGCCUCUAGAGUUCAUCUUGUUCUCGAGAACUACACAAGUUUUUGAAAGUUCAGAAAUUCAGAAACUCAAUUUAUUUUUUGAAUUUUCAAUUUUGUCCACGAGAACUACACAUUUUCAAAUUCCAAUUUUUCGUUAAAAUUACGGUUGCUCAAACAACCGGGUUCUGAGAUUAGUAUUGAUUUUCAGAUGAGUUACAGAAAUAUGUAUACACAAAUAUUCUUUUUUUUCCCAGACACAUCAAUUUUUCUCUCAAAAAUUUAUCUCUCACUACCGUAACCUGACUCUCAUGUUGUUUUCCAUUCAAAUUCCAAACGAAAAAAAAGAAAAAGAAAAGAACAAAGGAGUAUGAAUCAUAGUUCUAUCUCACAAAAAGCUCCUCAAAAAAUAUUCCGCUUUUACUACUGUCUGCCAAAAAAACGAAAGGGAUUGAUUUUUGAAAUAUGUUUUGAAAAAUUCUGGGGAAAAAUUAAUUAAAAAACCAAAAACCAAAGCAUAUUUGUACUCAUUAGCUAUACACUUUUCCCCCUUUUUUUUAUUACAAAAAAAAUAUUCUCGAGACUUUAGAAAACGAUGAAAAUUGUACCUGGAAUUGUAGUAGUACUAUGCCUAAAGCUGCUUUUCUGGGGAGCAAAAAAAAGUGAGAAAAUGUUUUUUUUUUUUGUGUCGGAAUUGGAAAUUUCUUGAGGAAGGGAAGGGGGCAUUAUAUAUUUCACACCAAUUUUUUUCAGUAUAAUAAUAAUUAUUAGAAUAUUCUCAUGACUUGGGUUUUUUCGAAAGUCUGGAAGAGAUUUUGAGGCUUAAAAGGGGGGGGGGGGUGAAAAAAUUUUAAGAAGUUACGGGAACUAGUCAAAAGUGAGAAGCUGAGAGGGCUAGAUAAGGAAUUUUGAAUUAAAGAACAACCAGGGGAGCUCUAAAUUUUUUAAAACUGAAAAAAUUUGAGAGCUUAUUAAUUAAAGUAAUCUUGAAGUUAAGAACCUAUUUUAAAUUACCUUAAACCCUAAAGGAUCUUGAAAUUUAGAAUAACUCCAAAUAAUUUAGAGCUUAAGGCAGUUAUAAUUAAGACGCUUAUUGUUAAUUUGAAAAUUCUCAAAAUUAUUUUGAGACAAACUUAAGGUAACUUAAAAAAGAAAAAUAAUGAUUUAAAAAAAAAUUGGGGAAUUUAAACUCAAACUGAAACUGAGAAACUUCUUUCAAAAUUUCAAGAGAAAUUAGGACAGCUUGAAACAAAAAAGAAAUUUUUCCAGGAUUUCGCCAAACGCCGCUUCAACAACGACGACAACGCUCCACCACCACCAAGAUUCUUUUAG
Messenger RNA from Caenorhabditis angaria, 2925 nucleotides. NCBI's taxonomy places the organism in Eukaryota, Metazoa, Nematoda, Chromadorea, Rhabditida, Rhabditidae. The record is from the annotation of a GenBank genome assembly.